Molecule: messenger RNA, 4246 nt
Organism: Lolium rigidum
Lineage: Eukaryota; Viridiplantae; Streptophyta; Magnoliopsida; Poales; Poaceae
Product: translocase of chloroplast 101, chloroplastic-like
Exons: 4
Coding region: 1-3651 (1216 amino acids)
Biological process (GO): protein targeting to chloroplast
Cellular component (GO): chloroplast outer membrane
Molecular function (GO): GTPase activity; GTP binding
Source: RefSeq, a predicted model, not a curated record
AUGGCGCUCCUCAUCCGCGCGCCGCUCACCUCCUUCGACGACGACGACGACGACGGCAGCGACGAGUACGGCUCCUCGCUCUCCUCGGGCGCCUCCUCCCCGUCCCUCUCCCCCUCGCCCCCCACCCCGGCGGCCCCGCGCCCGCGGGCCGCCGCGCUCCUCGGCGCGCCGCGCGUGGCCGCGCAGCUCUCGUCCUCGGCCUCGGACGACGGCGGCAGCGACGGCAGCGACCUGUACGACGACGCCGCCGACGGCCUCGGGGACGAGGUCCUCGAGGAGGUCUCCAACGGCUUCUUCCGCAUCGCCAGGGUGCCCCCGCCGCCGCCCUCCCCCUCCGACGACGACGGCCCGAUCUCCUCCGCCGACGACGACCCCCCCGCGUCGGCGUCGGCGUCGGCGUCCGGGGAGAGCGAGUACUUCGGCGCCACGGAGGGCUCCUCGGACGAGGGCUUCUCGGCCGCCACGAGCGAUGUGUUCGAUGCCGACGCGGGGAGCGGAUUGGAGGAGGAUGGUGGCGGCGCCGUUGUCGCCGUGGGCGGCAAGGGCGCCGAGGGCUCGCUUGACGGGAGCUUCCUGAGCUCCAUGAGCGCGCUCGACGACGCCGAGGCCUCCUCCGCGUUUGGUGAUUCGGUAAAUCUCUCGGAUGGUCCUGCCAUGAAGGGUAACGCUGGUGCUAGGGAUGCUGGUGCUGAGGCUGUGGACGAUGUGCCGCCUGAGCCUUCCGUUGGUGACGGUGGGAGCAUUGACGAUGGCGGUGUGCGCAUUGCAGAUGCUACCGAGGGGAAUGCUGCAGAGCAGCCUGAGCAGGAGGUUGCUGAAUUGCCCCCCGGAGUGAAUUCUACAGAAGAAGAAGGAUAUGCUGGUCUUGAAUUUCUCGAACCCAAUGGUGCACAAGCAGAAGGUACUCGUCCUGAACUUGGCAAUUCUGACUCUGAUGCAAUAGAUAACAUGCCUGAGCAUGAAGUUGCCACACCUGCUGAAGACGCCAGUCCUCAACAUGUUGCCACAGUUGAGCUUGCGGAGGUUCAUACCAAUGUUGAUAGCCCACAUCCGUAUGCUGACGGUCAGAGUAAGAUAGGCGGGGAAACUCAUGGUCAUUAUGAAGCUUCUGAUGAUCCUGCGUCCACACCAACCCUUGGGACUGCCAAUGCUCUGGAAUUUCUUGGAAAAGAAACAGAGGACAAUGAGCCUGCUUCCAAGGGCACACGCUUUGGUUUGGAUGAUUCAGACGAGGACCAGUUGAGUGAUGAUUACGAAGAGGAAGAGUUGAGCAGAAAGGAUGUUGAGCUUUUCGAUUAUGCAGCUUUAGCUGAGCUUCUGAGGGCGGCCAACGCAUCACCUGCACAAGGCAAGGCCAAGGUCUUCCCAUUUGAAAAUUCCGAGUCCGUGCAACCUUCUCCUACCGUGGUCAGCCUUCCCAGGACAAGUGUGGCUUCUGCUCCUGCGCUGGAUGUGGUUGCUGACCCGGAGAGUGCGAUGACUGAUGAGGAGAGGAAGUUGUACGCAAAGGUGGACAUGGCACGCAUCAAGUAUUUACGUCUUGUUCAUAGAGUAGGGUAUGACACCGAACAUCGGGUGCCUGUACAAGUGUUGUAUCGGCUUAGUCUUGUUGAAGGCUUCAGGCGCAUAAGGAUGGCAGACCAUUCCUCGGAGCUUGAGAAUGCAUGGAACAGGGCUUUGCAGCUUGAGGCGGAGGGAACAGAUAACUUGGAAUUCUCCUGCAAUGUGUUGGUCCUUGGGAAGACAGGGGUGGGGAAGAGUGCAACCAUAAACUCCAUCUUUGGCGAGGAUAGGUCAGUUACGAAUGCUUUUGUGCCAGCAACAUGUACUGUGAAGGAGAUAGCUGGAGUCGUUGGUGGUGUUAAAUUUCGUGUUAUUGACACUCCGGGACUUGGGACUACAGUUAUGGAUCAAAAAUCAAAUAGGAAAGUGCUCAAGUCUAUUAAGAGGUACAUGAAGAAAUGCCCUCCUGACAUCGUUCUGUAUGUCGAUCGGAUCGAUACGGAACGGCAGGGUGCAAACGACCUAUCCCUAAUGCGAUGUAUUACCAGUGUGCUAGGCCUAUCAAUAUGGCAGAAAGUCAUUAUCACUCUUACUCACUCAGCAGCAGAUCCUCCUGAAGGACCCAGUGGCUCCCCAAUGAACUAUGAGAUGGCCGUGAACCAUCGGACUCGUGCGCUGCAGCAAAGCAUCCGGCAGACUACUAAUGACGCACGGAUGGAGAAUCCAGUGGCUCUUGUGGAGAACCACCACCUUUGUGAGAGGAACACGGAGGGUGAAAAGGUGCUUCCUGAUGGCCUUAUUUGGAGGCGUCUGCUCCUGCUCCUAUGUUACUCACUGAAGACGGUUGCUGAGAUUGAUAGUCUUUCAACCCGCCGUGCUGCUUCUGCAAGCCUCUUUGGUGUCCGUCUUCAGACUCCUCCACUUCCUUACUUCUUAUCAUCUUUGUUGCAAUCUAGAGAGCACCCCAGGCAUGCAAGCGAACAGAAGCUUGAAAGCGUGGACUCAAAUGCUGAUAUUGAUGAAAUGGUUGAUGAGGAUCAAGAGGAUGAAGAAUAUGACUAUGAUCAACUUCCUCCCUUUAAGCCAUUAAGUAAAUCACAGGUUGCAAAACUCUCCAAAGAGCAACAGAAAUUGUAUUUUGAUGAGUAUGACUACCGAACCAAGCUUCUUCAGAAGAAACAGUUGAAGGAACAACGCAGAAGAUUAAAAGAAAUGAAGAAGAGCGAGGGCAAUAAUCAUGUUGUACCUGAGAACAAUGAUCAUCCUGAUGAUGAGUAUGACAACGAUAGAUCUCCUAUGCCAGACUGGGCCUUGCCAUCCUCAUUUGAUUCCGAUGAUCCAGUAUACCGUUAUCGGUGUCUUGAGCCUACAGCGAACCUUCUCGUACGUGCUGUUACCAACCCUGAAGGAUGGGAUCAUGAUUGUGGGUUUGACGGUGUCAGCCUCCAGUACAGCCAUGAUAUUGCCAAUUCAUUUCCAGGUUUGCUGUGGGUCCAAGUCAACAAGGACAAGAGAGAAUUUAGCAUUAAUUUGGAGUCCUCAAUAUCAGCUAAGCAUAGCGAGUAUGCUUCAACCCUUGCAGGCUUUGACAUACAAGCCAUGAUGGACCAGCAUGCUUACACUCUCAGAGGGGAAACCAAAUUCAAGAAUGCCAAGAAAAAUGCCACUACUGGAGGUUUGUCCAUGACUUCAGUGGGUAACACCAUGGUGACAGGAGCGAAGUUUGAAGACAAGUUUUCAGUUGGUAAUUGGUUAACACUGAUAGCAAACGCUGGUGCUGUGUCCAUGAAAGGUGAUACUGCAUACGGACUGAAUAUGGAAGCGAACCUGCUUGAAAAAGACUAUCCCAUGGGUCAAGGUAUUGCAACUCUGGGUGCAUCCCUGGUAAGGUGGCAUAAAGAAUGGACUAUGGCAGCAAACAUGGAUUCCCAGUUCUCUGUUGGAAGGACUUCAAACAUGGCAGUUCAUGUUGAUAUGAACAACAAACUAACUGGACGAGUGAGCAUCAAGGCCAACAGUUCAGAACAUCCGAAGAUUGCUCUACUAGGUAUCUUUUCGGUGGCAAUGUAUCUGUGGAACAGGAUGCAUCAGAGAGGAGGCAACGCUUGCAGAGUAUUGCUGGAGGUGACGAUGGAUCAAGCUAUCUGAAAUGUUAAGUGCAACUAAGUUGGAGGAGGCUGCUAUUCUUGACACUGUUCUGAUGCUUCACUUGAAGGAGGCAUAGGUGUGGCUGCAAGCCAACUGUCUCAAAACAAAGAGGAUUGCGAGUUUGACAGAUUGUUGAGUAACGUAAUUUCUUCCUUCGCUGCACCCUUGCAACUUUUUUCGCUGACCUAUGCACCUGGUCAGGCAGAUAUAAUGCAUUUUUCCUCAUUGAAGCAGUAAACUGGUACUUAAAUAAGUGAUGGCCAUGUGUUCAAUAAGGAAAACACAAGUGUUCCCCCAUGGUGGUCAAGACUCAGAGAUAGUUGAAAGCUGGGAGCCUUGAAACUCGAAAGACCAAAGUAUUUGUGCUGUUUAGCUAGAAUGAUUCAAAUAAUAGUUCGUUUGUAACCAUGUCAGAGGAAUUUCUUUUAGCUGGGCACGUCUUCUACUCUGCUUCAGGCAAUGUGCAGUGGUACAAUCUUCUAGUUCAAGUCUAAUAUUUAAUCGUCUCAGAUUUUUGUGUGGAGUUCUGAGAUGUGAAACUGAAGAAACAAAUAUCAACACACAAUUAGAAUUCCGAUGUCGUCCUUCACUGUAA